UAUAUAUCCUAGUAUAACCUAACACACUACAGAAUAAUGUUGCGUACUGUUAUUUGUUGUUUAUUCAGUGCAUUUGUAAAAAAAUAUGAACAAAUUCGCAUCGGAUUGCCCAGCACUGAGUUGUCUGAAACGUUUAAACCAAUUACUGGUGAAAUAUAUAACCUUUGUUAAUAAAGAAAAGGAAAUGAAUUGUCGUUCUUAUCGAAUGACUGUUGCAUUCAAAGAUGAAUAGAUGAACAAAGACACGCGCGGACGCGGACACAGAUGCGUAUAACAAAGGUUUAAAUGCGCAUCAUACGCGCAUAGCUUGGAAAUUUCAAUCACCACGUGCUUUUGCUGACUAAAAAUACUGCCGAAGGAUGGAGACACAAGCGGUAAGAAGAUCGGCACGUAGGAAGGGGAAGGAAUGCUCACGGUUUUGAUGCAAUGUCGUGUUGUAAACAUAUAUGUUUUCAACUAAACACGUGCAAUGAGUGAAAAUGACGUCGACAGAGAAGGAGAAAAAUUUUACGAAUUCCAAGUAUCAACAAAGUCCGAUGAUACGUGAAUUGCAAAAGGAUCAUUCACAGUUACCACCACCACAGCAGACGCAAGAUCAACAAGCUUCUUGUACAGAUGUGAUUAGCAAGAAGGAAAACGAAACUUUAAUUGUAAACGUGAAAAGUGCCGUUAAAGGUACUACUACAUUGGAUGCAACAAACUGUGAUCAGAAGAAAAUUAGAAACGAGGAUGAAGUUAUUAUUCUGGAAAAUGAUAAGAAACAAGUUAAACUGACAACAGAUAAAAUAGAGUAUGUACAGAGUAGAGAAAGUUCGGAUGUAAUGUCUUCGGAAAUAGCGGAAAAUGAUUCAAAGAUUAGUAAAAAUACUAAUGCGACUGAAACUAUAAUUAGAACUGGAAACAAUCUUAAACGAAAAAGACGAAAUACCGUCGUCCAAGAAACAGAUUUGUUAUUAUCAGAGGAAAAUAAUGCUAGAAGUAAGCGAAAGAAAAAAAGUACAAACGAUCGGUUUUGUUGGCGAUGCCACAAAGAAUCCGUAGAAGCACAUUGCAGUGCUUGUCCUCGAUCGUGGCAUCGCAGAUGUAUAGGAAUGCAACAGUCGAUUAUCCAAAAUUGGAUAUGCGGCGAAUGUGCGGCUAUUUUGAAAGCAGAAAAUGCAGAAACACGUUCUACUGCUAUGGCACAGUUAUCGGUUGAUCAGUUGUGUUUAUUAUUGAAACACGUAGUUGAAAGAAUGAGAGAAUAUCCAGGUUCGGAACCAUUUUGGAAACCAGUUGAAGCGUCCGAAGCCCCAAAUUAUCUAGACUAUGUAGUAAAACCGAUGGAUUUGAGCCUUUUGGAGUCAAAUGUUCGGGCUAAAUUGUACGGUAGUACGGAUGCGUUUAUGGCCGACGCCAAAUGGAUACAACACAAUUGUAUUGUCUUUAACACGUGCGGCGGUGUGUACGCCGAUACGUCCAAGUUGACGAACGCAGCGAAACAGAUUAUCAAACUGGCACGUCAAGAAGUAUCGGAAAUCGAAGCUUGUCCUGAUUGUUACGCCCAUGGAAGGAACUUACCAAGACCACAGCCAUCGUGGUUUAUCGAACCUUGCCGUCGUCCUCAUCCGCUUGUGUGGGCGAAAUUGAAAGGUUUUCCAUUUUGGCCAGCCAAAGCUAUGCCUCGAAUCAAUUCUCAAGGUUACGUAGACGUACGUUUCUUCGGUGAACAUGAUCGUGCAUGGGUUUCGCCUCGAGAUUUAUAUUUAUAUUCGGAAGACCCUCCCGUACCGUUACCACGAAAAAGAAAAUUGGACAUGGAAGAAUGCGUUAGAGAAAUUACUCGUCACUGUCGAAAACUGGAACUUGUGUUUGGUCAAUUUAAAUUUGCGCCUCCUAAAGUACAAUACAAUCCACACGAUCCAUCGCAAAUAAAAUUAAUGUUACCAAACUAUGAUCCACUUCGUUCUAAUAACUACAUAUCUUCGCAAUUUUUGAUUCCUAAGAAAAAGCAAUUUUUCAAAAAACGAUUACACGUUAAGGCUAAGGCGCAAAGCGAUUCAGAGAAAGCAGAUACCACCACCACCACCACCACCACCUCUGACAUCGAAAUGAAUAGAAUUUCAAUUGCUGAUGUUGACCAAGUUACCGAACAAAAGAAAAUAGAUGAUGACGACUUACCAGCCUGUAAAAAGGUAGUAGAAGAAUCUGAUAAGUUGAACGAAAUCGGGGGUACAGAUAACAGUUCGAAUGCUUCUAGGAGCAUGGAUCGUUUGGUGACAAAGGAAAGUAAUAAAAAAUAUGUAGAAAUCGAUAAGAAUUCGUCGGCGACGAAUUUAAAAACGACAAAGAGAGAAGAAGUAAAACCAACUACGAGUAAAAUUAAUGCGAACGAGGAUGGAAAUGAAAGUAGCACGAUUAAACAGAAUUCAAACGAAUCUGAUACGACAACAAUAACGCCGCUGGAACAAAGUAAUAAUUCUGAAAAGGUAACGAAAGAUAACAGAAAAAAUGAAGAAAAUCUAUCGAAGCAACUGAUAACAUCGUCUCUAAACAAGCGCUCGACGAACGAUAACGAUGUUCAAACAACCAAACAGGAAUCUUUUUUAAAAACAAAUGUUAAUAAUAAAGGGAACGUUGGUCAGAGCUUGCCAAAUUCGUCGAAAAAUAAUUUUAAAGCUACCAAAAGUCUGAUAAAAGUUUAUAAACCAAAAACGAGAAUUGUCGAUAAAAUAAAUGCUGAGAAAGCUUUAAAAUCAAUCGAAAUCGAUGGAAAAGAGAAAGCGGUGGUAAGGAUAGAGCCAAACAGCAAAGUUAAAGAUUGCGAUUUCACGUCGUCCAAGAAUGCCUCAAUAAAUUCUCACAACAACAACAACAACAAUAAUAAUAAUAAUAAUAAUAAUAAUUCGAUAUCAUCAGUCACUUUGGUUUCGUCUAACAACAAAUCAGAAGAAGGUGAUACCGAUGACGUUAAUAAAACAGCUUCUUCUACGGAUCAAUCUGCUGAUACGUUACCUUUUGUCGCGAACAAUGAGAUGCCUAAUAUCGUUAAAAGGCCUGCUGAUAAUAGCUCGCAAACGAUUGAAAAAGAGAAACGCAGCGAUGUUUCGACAACUCGUCAUCAACCUUCGAAAGGUUUGACGCAAAUGUCGCAUCAAACAGGAAAAAAGGAAAGCAAAGCUAGAAAGUCGUUUCCUAAUAAGAAUCGUAAUUGUCCGCAACUUAUUCCGCAUACAUCCGCCGCACAGGUGAACGCAUUAUCAAAUUCGAUCGAUUCUGUGAUGCACAGCAUCCCUGUUACCCAUCAGGCUGAAAAUUGUAUCGAAUACCAGAUGUUACCGCCUCAAGCAGGGCCUAUCAGUGCUCGUUUAUAUCAUGGUGCUCAAGACUUGGCCAGAAGAAUGGCUCGGUUAAUGGAAGAAGCGUACAAAGAGGCAGCACAAGAAACUCAGAAUUGCGAGAGUAUUACGUCUGAUAAUCAUCAAGCGACCGUUCAUUUUUUACGAUUACAAAUCGAACGUAUGAGAUGGGAACAUCAACAACAAUUAGCCGAAUUAAAACAUAAUACCGAUAGAGUACUAAGAGAAAUGAAAGCAGGUUUAGAAGCUGAACGCUUACGCGCUAUCGAAGAAACUCGUCGAGAAGCCGAAGAAGAAAAAUUACGAUGUAUCGAAGAAAUUAAACGUAAACAAUGGUGUGCAAUGUGUGGUCGAGAAGCGUUAUUUUACUGUUGUUGGAACACAGCAUAUUGCGAUUAUCCUUGUCAACAAUCGCAUUGGCCAAUGCAUAUGAGAACAUGCGCUCAAAAACCUUCGUUUACUACUAUCGUUACCAGUUCCAGUGCAAAUUCAAAUCAUCAUCAUCAUCAGCAGCAGCAGCAGCAGCAGCAACAACAACAGCAACAGCAACAGCAACAGCAGCAGCAGCAGCAGCAGAAUCAUAAUAUCAGAGUAAGCAGCUCUGUUGGCAAGAUAUAUGAGUUAUCACAUAACAAACUGAAUGAGAUAUCAGGAUCCCUAUCUUUGUCUUGCUCUAAAGAAGAUAUCGAAACUUCAUCAUAGCGUAUCACCUUUUAGGUAGAAAAUUAGCUUUUUCUUUUCUUUUCUUUUCUUUUUUAAGUAUAUAGAAAAAAAGAAAGAAACGAAAGAAUAAUAGAUACCCAAGUCUUUACGUAAAUACGAAGAACUGUUAACAAUUAUUCUGCGAAAGAUCAAUAGAAAAAGAAAGAAAAAUGUACGACAACUAUAUUACGAUAGUACGUGUAUGGCUACGUUGGCAAGUUAGGCUUCUCUCGGUUGUAGAGAAGUAGUUGUUGAUUGCACGAACAGCAAUUAAACGUAAUGCGAUAUUUAUAAUGCUACUUAUCCUCUUCUUCUCGCAUCUAAGGAAAAAUAAGCGCAUCGAGUAAGCUGCGGGAAGGAAACUGCUUUUCGUUUAUCGAAAAAAGUCUAGUGUUCAUACAUACAUUUCAGUGGAUAUUAUACUUCAAUGGAACAAUGUACAAACAAAACGUGAAUGUUUCUGCAAUGACUAUUGGAUUUUAUAUAACAUUACUAUUAUUAUUAUUAUUAUUAUUAUUAUUAUUAUUAUUAUUAUUGUUAUUAUUAUUAUGUUAAGAAUUGUUUAACUUUCAUAUUAGUAAUAUUGUACAUAAAUAUAAAAUAAUUUACACAUUGCA
Messenger RNA from Osmia bicornis bicornis, 4657 nucleotides. It is a transcript of the gene Zmynd8, whose product is annotated as protein kinase C-binding protein 1. Bases 480 to 4040 code for a protein of 1186 amino acids. The transcript has 10 exons. NCBI's taxonomy places the organism in Eukaryota, Metazoa, Arthropoda, Insecta, Hymenoptera, Megachilidae. Gene Ontology annotation, molecular function: protein binding. Gene Ontology annotation, biological process: regulation of DNA-templated transcription. The record is from RefSeq and is a predicted model, not a curated record.